This is a messenger RNA of Cryptomeria japonica (Japanese cedar), 2035 nucleotides long. Its product is annotated as nudix hydrolase 10. The transcript has 10 exons. The record is from RefSeq and is a predicted model, not a curated record. Gene Ontology annotation, molecular function: NAD binding; NADH pyrophosphatase activity; ADP-ribose diphosphatase activity. Bases 366 to 1499 code for a protein of 377 amino acids. Lineage: Eukaryota; Viridiplantae; Streptophyta; Pinopsida; Cupressales; Cupressaceae.
ACCAUCCCAAUUUCCAUAAUACACCUCCUGCUGUUAAAACCCAAAAAAUCUGACAAAAUCUUAACGCGACUUUGUGAUUUUGCAGAAUUGUGUUUUUAUUAAUUUAUUUAAUUUAUAAGAAUUAGCCGCAGGUAUCCAAACGGAGGGUAUAAUCUUUUUACAGUUGUUCGACAUGAUAUGGUGGAAUUUGAGAGCCAUAUAAGUUGGGAUGCCUUCGAUCAUUUAAUUAGGGAGAUUUAGGCGUGAAAAACGUGAGCUUCUAAGGUGAGGCGAUCGGUGAGGUCAUAGGCAGAUGAAUGUGACAUUAAAUCCAUAUCCAUGGAUUCUUCAAGUCGCCCAACACCAUCGUUACCAGUGCUCUGUAAAUGAUGGUGGCCCUCUCCAUACACACUUCACUCACCCGCUCUAUAUCAAACAGUAGCGAAGUUUUCUGCAAACGGUCUCGAAUUCUUGAAUAUUUUUGGAGGGUUCAGAUUCGAAAAGUAGGCUUUUGCGCGUGUAAAAUAGGCUACUCAAUUAGCUCUUUUAAGACUAACUUAUCAGGAUACACUACAAGUGGUAUCUUCAGAAUUGUUCAACCAUGUACCAAGAAAUUUGUAAUGUCAUACUCAAAGAAGCAACCUCUAGCCCCAUCUCCAUUACCUUCCGAGGAUGAAUCUCUAAUAGAGGAUAGAAAGAUUGAAGAGGUUCUAAGAGAACCUUUUGAACAAGAGGAGGGAAUUCUUCCAGCACAGGAUGAUGAGUACGAUGGUGUAAUUGUUGAUCCAAACAAUCUACCUUAUGAUGUUAAUGAUUUCAUUUCUUCACUAAAGGUGUCAUUGUCUAAAUGGAGGAAACAGGGGAAAAAGGGAGUAUGGAUAAAAGUUCCAAUCACACAUGCCAAACUUGUUCCUGCUGCAAUUGAGGAGGGCUUUUGGUAUCAUCAUGCAGAGCCAACAUAUAUGAUGCUUACUUAUUGGAUCCCUCAAACCCCUUGUACACUCCCACCUAAUGCUUCUCAUCAAGUGGGAGUUGGAGGUUUUGUGCUGAAUGAUCAAAACCAGGUGCUAGUGGUACAAGAAAAGUAUGGACCUUUUAGAGGGACAGGUGUAUGGAAGAUUCCAACAGGAGUGAUUCAUCAGGGUGAAGAUAUUUUCACAGGAGCAAUCAGAGAAAUCAAGGAAGAAACAGGGGUUGAUACACAGUUCAUAGAGCUGGUAGGAUUUAGACAUAGCCACCAUGCGACAUUUGAGAAGUCAGAUUUAUUCUUUCUUUGUAUACUGCGGCCAAUUUCUUUUGAAAUUGUUGUUCAAGAGUUAGAAAUUGACAAAGCUCAGUGGAUGCCAUUGGAGGAUUUUGUGUCUCAAUCUUACUAUGAAAAUUCUAGUCUAAAGAAAAUGCUUGAAAUAUGCAUUGCAAGCUCAAAAAAAAUAUACUCGGGAUUUUCUGCCGUUCAAACAAAGUCAACGACUUCCAAUCUUCCAACUGUAUCCUAUUACAAUAUUGCAGACAACAGUUGAUGCAAUUCAUUGCAUGGUUCGAGCUUCCAAUAAUGUAAUUUUAAAAAAAAUUGGAUGUAAAGUAGCCUAUCUAUUUUUCCAAAAAUCUAUAUAAAAUAUGUGGAGAGAUAUUAUUUUCAAGAAAAGUUAAUCCUCACUAUAUAAUUGAACAUAAAUUUUUAAAUAGUUAAGAAAAAUAGUUUUAAAAUCACCACUUCUAAAUUAGAUGAAAAAUGUUUGGUUGAUUAAGUGGACAACCAAUGUUGAGUUAUUAAAAAAAAUUGUAAUGGUCGAGGGAUGGAUUUUACAUAUAGAUCCUCGUAUACCUGUUGCUAAGUAUUUCUAAUGUUUCAAGAACUCUUAGGGUUCUAUUUAGACUCGUAUACUAUAAUUUAUUGGUGCAGUUUUAUUUUAAAAGUACAUAAUAUUUCAUGUGAUCAAAUUGGUCUCAUCUUUGACAUUUUUAUGCACUAAUAUCAAGUCCACUUCACUAUUUUUGGCAAGUGGCACAUGUAACCACACUAAAUAUAAAGAGCCAAGAUCAUAUAUUGCUAGGA